UGUGCCUCUGUCUACCUCAGUCCUCAGACCAAACCACAAACCUCUCACCAUGGCUCAACAACCAAUCAGCCUCCCUGCCAAACUCAUCAAUGGUGGAGUUGCUGGACUGGUGGGUGUUACCUGUGUGUUUCCUAUAGAUCUUGCCAAGACAAGACUCCAGAACCAAAGAGGAAGCCAACGGGUUUACAAAAGCAUGAUGGACUGUCUGAUAAAGACCGUUCGAUCUGAGGGAUACUUUGGAAUGUACAGAGGGGCAGCAGUCAACCUGACACUGGUGACUCCUGAGAAGGCCAUCAAACUGGCCGCCAAUGAUUUCUUCCGUCAACAGCUCAGUAGCGGAGAACUCAAGCUGAGCGUGUUUCAGGAAAUGUUGGCUGGCUGUGGGGCAGGGAUGUGUCAGGUCAUUGUCACAACCCCGAUGGAAAUGCUCAAGAUCCAGCUUCAGGACGCAGGACGACUUGUGACCCAGCAGAGGAAGUUACCCGUGCUCCACACUGUGAAACUUGGAACAGCCAUUCCAGUCCUGAACUGUUCGUACAGUGUGGGUCCUGUGUCUUCAAUCAGGAAAGUGUCAGCCAUACAGAUUGCCCAAGAACUGCUUCGCACAAAGGGCAUCCAGGGACUUUACAAAGGACUAGGAGCAACUCUCAUGAGGGACAUCCCUUUCUCUGUGGUUUACUUUCCAAUGUUUGCUCAUAUCAACAAGCUGGGAAAGACCUCUGAGGAUGACAAUGUGCCUUUUUACUGGUCUUUUAUUUCUGGCUGUGUGGCUGGAUGUACAGCGGCUGUGGCAGUCAGUCCUUGUGACGUCGUGAAAACCCGGCUGCAGUCACUCAAUAAGAGUGCAAACGAAGACACCUACAAUGGUGUGGCAGACUGCAUCAGAAAGAUAAUGCGCAAAGAAGGGCCAACUGCUUUUCUGAAGGGUGCUGGCUGCAGGGCGCUGGUCAUUGCUCCACUCUUUGGAAUUGCUCAAGUGGUUUACUUCAUCGGUGUUGGGGAGUUUCUCUUAGGACAAACCCCAUUCAACCUUUACUCUGUCUAAGCUAUGAAACCACCUGAAUUAAACUUUAAAGACCAACAUAGCUAUGAUGCAACUAAUUAUCUGAGAACCAACCUGCUCUCAUGACAAUUUGUAAUCAUUUGUAUGAGAUUGCAAAAUCGUUCAAAUCUGGUUCAUACAAAAACAUAUAACCCAAAUUUCCCUUUACAGUGAUCUGGAAAACAACUAUAAAAGGUUAAAUGUUUCUAUACGAAACAAGUAACAGGACAUCAUACACUCUCAGAAAAAAAAUGGUGCUAAAGUUGUCACUGGGGUGGUACUCUUUCAAAAUUAACAUGUACCACUUAAGUACUAAUAUGUUAUUUUAAGGUACUACUAUGCACUGUUUAGGGGUAAGCAAGGUAUGUAGGUGUAUACCACCCCAAUUAUUAUUUUUUUUUUUUUCUGUGAGGGUUCAAUUUCACCAACUCAUAAACUAUUAUGUGGUGUAUAAUUGUUAAGAGUGUGUUGAAACAAAUGGUUGUUGGAGAAGACUGUUAAUGGUUCAUGUCUUUACAUGCAACCUAUAGCAUAUUCAACUGGCUUAUUCAGGAAGCUACAUCAUUUCACAUGAUAACGUUUCUUUUUCUUUUGGAAAUGUAUGGUCAGAGAAGUCAAGUUUAUCCUCAGUGAGGGUUGAUUUGAAAGCGUACGGCCAUGAUUCAUGCACUCAAAAGGCCAGAAAUUUUUAUACAUAUGUCCACCAUUAACAGUUCUGUCCUACCUUUCUUGUGAAGUUCUGUAUAUGCACAAUAUAACGGAGGCACUGCUGAUUAAUGUGGACAUCAGCAUGGAGACAUACCUAUGAGGACAUUGUUAUACAAUAUACAUGACUCUGAAGAGACACACACAGAGACAGGAUGUUUGAUUCCUGCUGAAGUGAAGUUUUACAUUCACAGAAUUAAAAGACAUUCUGUUCAACUCAACCUUGUUAAAUUGUCAUACUUAAGAGUCUGUGUAAACGUCUUGAACCAUUCCAGAAACUGGGUAUUUGAGUGUGGUUCACACUCUGACAUGUACUAAACAGAAGAAAUAUGGAACAAAUAUAUGUGGUUUGACACAAGGAGCAUAACCAAAAUAUACUUUGUGUGCUUUGUUAUUAUUAAUCCCACCAAUGUUCCUAAUUUUGUUGUUAGUAUGUGCAAAUACAUCUCAAAAGUUUCUUGAAAGUU
This is a messenger RNA of Onychostoma macrolepis, 2214 nucleotides long. It is a transcript of the gene slc25a55b, whose product is annotated as solute carrier family 25 member 55b. The transcript is spliced from 9 exons. Bases 50 to 1045 code for a protein of 331 amino acids. Gene Ontology annotation, biological process: aspartate transmembrane transport; L-glutamate transmembrane transport; malate-aspartate shuttle. Lineage: Eukaryota; Metazoa; Chordata; Actinopteri; Cypriniformes; Cyprinidae. The record is from RefSeq and is a predicted model, not a curated record. Gene Ontology annotation, molecular function: L-glutamate transmembrane transporter activity; L-aspartate transmembrane transporter activity.